GGCUUUUGAACUGUUUAAGUACAACUUCACCUCGCCAACUCCUUAUUGUACUUCACCUCUACCAUUAGAGCUACUAACCAUUGUUGUGUGAAUAGGCUACUCCUUCAUAUUCUUUUCAGCUAUGCAUCUUCCUUCUUCACGAAUUACACCAGGGAGUAUUAGGUCAGCCAUCAGAGGUUACACCACAAGGCCACCAACGUAUUUUGCCCAACACCUACAAAGCUAUAACGAUAGUAAGGACUUUGCACCCUCACCACAGAAUAUAUUCUCUUCCCCUUCAGCGGCGGAGCAAUCUGGUACCAACUAUCACCAUCAACGAAGUCAAGAACAGAAUCAAGGACAACAACAACAACAACACAGCGAUAGCAACGAUCCUGUGGGGGGUUCCCGUCUUUCUACGAUCCGUGACUUGAGUGUUGUUGUUUCCAUCCUUUCGUUGACUUACUUUGCCUUGGACAACUACAGAGUUCGUACCACAUUGGAGCAACGGUCAAUGGAGCAGUCUGUGGCCCAUAUGAAGAGCAUGGCAAUUGCCCAGAAUAAAGUCAACAUGCAGAGAAAAAAUAGAGAAUUACAAGUUUUAAACGAGAGGAAACAGACUCAAAAGAGGGAGAUGAAGAUGGUUUAUCAUAUAGCCAUGCUUAGAAAGCAAUUGAUGGAUGCCGGUCUCAAACCAAUUGAGAUUGACAAUGCAAUGGCAGAAUUUGAAAAGAAUGUAAAGAUGGAAACGGCGAUAAGCAAUGUCUCUGGAACUGCCCUUUGGGUAGUUGAUGAGUCUCCGAUGAAGGGGUACGUUCCAAACGUUCAUGACUACGAUAAUAAGAAACCGUGAUAUAUAUAGAUUCUCUACAUUAUGUACUAAAGUGAUACAUAUACAAGAAAGAGC
Molecule: messenger RNA, 886 nt
Organism: Williopsis jadinii
Lineage: Eukaryota; Fungi; Ascomycota; Saccharomycetes; Phaffomycetales; Wickerhamomycetaceae
Exons: 3
Coding region: 122-832 (236 amino acids)
Source: RefSeq, a predicted model, not a curated record